Messenger RNA from Meira miltonrushii, 2472 nucleotides. Its product is annotated as DEAD-domain-containing protein. Gene Ontology annotation, molecular function: RNA helicase activity; ATP binding; nucleic acid binding. Bases 1 to 2472 code for a protein of 823 amino acids. Lineage: Eukaryota; Fungi; Basidiomycota; Exobasidiomycetes; Exobasidiales; Brachybasidiaceae. The record is from RefSeq and is a predicted model, not a curated record. The transcript has a single exon.
AUGACGUUGGACUCGGAUGAUGAAUUGGCAUACUCUGAUGAAGAUGCAGAAGAACAGGAAGAAGAGGCAAAAGAUGAAGAUGACGAUGAGACUGAAGGGCAAUCCAACAAAAGAAAGCAAAAAGCAUCUUUAGCACAUCGUGAAAAAGUCGUUGGAAAUGAUGCUAAACGUGCUCGAACAAAAGAUGGAGGAUCAAAUCCUGAAGCCGGAGCGCCUGCAUUGAACAAAUCUUUCAUCUUUGACUUGGGAGAUGGAUAUGAUAUGGACAUAAAUGGUGGCUGGGAUAUGUCGGUAAAAGGAGCAAAAGGUCAGAAUGGUGGUGUGACAGUAGACGAUAUCAUUGAACGAAGAAGAAAUGCCCGUCCAGAGUUGGCAAAGCUACAAUUAUCUACGAGUGACAGCGAAAACAGUGAGGGAGAAGAGGAUUUAGACUUUACAGGAUUUGAUGACGAAGAAAAUGAGAGCGAGGCUGAUAGCUUGGAAUUUGGAGCGGGAGUACAGGCAAAAGAGAGUGACGAAGAAGAUGAUAGCAAUUCAGAGAAUGAUCCUUUGGACGAUGAUGACGAGGAAGAAUCCGGAGAAUCAGGAAGCCAACAAGGUUCAGAUAAUGCACAAAGUGAUGAAGAAGGCGAAGACUCAGAAGAAGAGACUGAAGUGGAAAAGGCGAAAAAGGCAGCGUUCUUUGCCGCUGAAGCUGAUACAAAACAAGACAAAUCAAGCAGCGCGGAAGAUUCGACAUUCCAAUCAUUAAGCCUCACUCGUCCAAUCAUGAGAGCUCUUUCCACACUGAACUUCCAUAAGCCUACACCAAUUCAAGCAAAGAGUAUACCCAUCGCAUUGGCAGGUAAGGAUAUCGUGGCAGGUGCUGUUACCGGUAGUGGUAAAACAGCAGCAUUCUUGAUUCCUAUUCUCGAACGUUUAGCCCAUCGACCAAAAGGGAGAGAUGAUGCAAAGACUCGAGUGCUUAUUCUGAUGCCCACGCGUGAAUUGGCCGUUCAAUGUGUUAGUGUAGGAAGAGCUUUGGCAAAGUUUAUGGAUAUCACAUUCUGUCUUUGCGUUGGUGGUCUUUCGGUCAAGGUACAAGAAAAUCAAUUACGCGAGAGGCCAGAUAUCGUUGUUGCCACACCGGGUAGAUUGAUCGAUCACGUCCGCAAUAGUGCUUCAUUCGGGAUUGAUGAUGUGGAAAUCUUGGUGAUGGAUGAAGCAGAUCGAAUGCUAGAAGAUGGUUUCCAGGCUGAAUUGGAUGAAAUCAUCAAAGCAACACCAAAAUCACGUCAGACUAUGCUUUUCUCUGCCACCAUGACUGAUGAUGUGGACGAGUUGGUACGCUUGAGUAUGAAGAGACCUGUCAGACUAUUUGUUGAUCCUCGUCGAACGACAGCACAAAAGCUCAUUCAAGAGUUCGUUCGAGUUCGUGGAGCGACUGGGUCUUCCGCAAAUGCACGAUCACAAGAGGAGACUCGAGCGGCUCUUCUGCUAAGCUUGUGCAUGCGAACAUUCAAGAAUCAAGUCAUCAUCUUUGUUCGAUCAAAGAAACUUGCACAUCAACUUCGAAUCAUUUUUGGUCUUGUUGGACUCUCGGCAGGAGAAUUGCAUGGUGAUCUAUCGCAAGAACAACGUUUGCAAUCACUACAAGGAUUCCGUGAUGGAAAAGUGGAUUUCCUCUUGGCUACCGAUCUUGCCAGUCGUGGUUUGGAUAUAAAAGGUGUUCAAGUUGUCAUUAAUUAUGAUAUGCCCGCUCAAUUGGAGAUGUACUUGCAUCGUGUCGGUCGUACUGCUCGUGCAGGAAGAAAUGGUCGUAGUGUUACUUUGGUGGGAGAAGCGGACAGAAAGAUGCUAAAGAUGGUUUUGAAAAAAUCACCUGCGGAUCAAAUUCGACACAGACUUGUACCAAGCGAAUCGGUCAUUGAAGUUGCGGCUACAUUGAACAAACUCAAUAAAGAAGUAGAAGCGGUCUUACAUGAAGAAAAGGAAGAGAAGAUGAUGAAGAAUGCCGAAAUGCAAGUACAAAAAGGUGAAAACCUCGUCAAACAUCAUGAUGAGAUUAUGUCUAGACCAAAACGGACAUGGUUCCAAGGACAACAAGAAAAGGCAAACAAUAAAAAUUUGGCAAAGCUUGAAUAUGAAGCAAAGAUGGAAGGUAAACAUGCUGCUGCGAAGACGGCAGAAAAGCCUAAGCGGGAUAAGUAUGCCGGCCUUUCACGCAAACAAAGACGCUCUAGACAAGCAAGAGAAGAAGAUGAAGCAGAGUCAAAAGAGGCAAGAGGAGCAAUCAAUGCAGGCAUUCGAGCUGCCAAAAAGUCCGCACGACCUAAACAAUUGGGUAUCGCAGAAGCUCCAAAGCAUAAACAGAAUCAAAGUUCUAAGAAGAGCAAAAAGGUACGUAGUUCCUCACAAUCAACUUCGUUUGGUGAUCUAAAGAAGAAACCUCACCAAAAAGGUCGUCCAACGACAAAAUCAAAACGUCGCUAA